Rhipicephalus sanguineus (brown dog tick) is the source of this 1314-nucleotide messenger RNA. RefSeq names its product endoplasmic reticulum mannosyl-oligosaccharide 1,2-alpha-mannosidase. Gene Ontology annotation, molecular function: calcium ion binding; mannosyl-oligosaccharide 1,2-alpha-mannosidase activity. The record is from RefSeq and is a predicted model, not a curated record. The transcript is spliced from 6 exons. Gene Ontology annotation, cellular component: membrane; endoplasmic reticulum. Gene Ontology annotation, biological process: N-glycan processing; carbohydrate metabolic process. NCBI's taxonomy places the organism in Eukaryota, Metazoa, Arthropoda, Arachnida, Ixodida, Ixodidae. The coding region runs from base 256 to 1314 and encodes 352 amino acids.
CUAAAACACAUCGGCCACUUCGGUGCUUCACGGCGGUCCCUCCUCCUGGGAUUUGCAAACAACAUGCGCUAUGCGCAGGUUGGCGUGUGUUUGUCGAGGUCGCGGUUGCAACUCCGCCGUGGGUGCCGUAUCUGCUGUGCUGCCGCAAACGUGGCAGACUUCUAAGGUGCCGCAAUGUCGAUCAGUUGUCUGCUUUAAAACUGUUUCGUUAUCUUCUGGCACGUCAACGUCGCAGCAUUAAAGUCACUUUCUACGAUGAGCGGCGUCCUGACGUCCAACGAACGAAUCAUGCGCCCGAGCGACGUUGAAAGUGGACUGAUUAACUUGGCGGGCGCACCACCGUCUUGGGCUGAGAGCUUUACGUGGAGGAUGGGUCAAAGGAAAAGUCUCUGGAGGCUAUGGAAGCAGCUGUCAAGACUCCAACGAUCACUGCUGCUGGUGCUUGCUGUGGCAGCUCUGCUACUUGUGGCAUCACGCAUGGGCCAGGCUCCUGUACCACCAGCUCCUGUUGCAGAGACCGGCCGACCCCCUGAGGAGGCAACACCUCCGCAGAUCUUACCCUCGACCCCUCAGCCCCCGGAGGACAUAAAGGUCACCCUUGGGCACAGCUUCCUUGGGGCAACACCAGAAACAGCCUCCUCGCGUCUCUUCCAGCAGAGCGUGGGUCUACGUGAGCGCCGGGAGGCUGUGGUGAAUGCAUUUCGCCACGCUUGGAAAGGCUAUAAAGCGUAUGCCUGGGGCCAGGACCACCUGCGACCUCUUUCACGCACAGGGCACACCUGGUUUGGCCUGGGUCUCACGAUUAUUGAUGGCAUGGACACCAUGUACCUCAUGGGCCUUCACGAAGAGCUUGCUGCUGCCCGGGAGUGGGUGGCACACAAUCUGCAACUGGCACAGCACAAAGAUGUGAACCUGUUCGAGACUACUAUUCGUGUCCUGGGUGGACUGCUGAGUAUGCACACCCUUACUGAGGAGCAGCUGUACCUUGACAAGGCGCUGGAACUUGGGCGCCGUCUGCUACCUGGGUUCCGGUCGGCAUCAGGGGUGCCUUACUCUGAUGUGAACCUUGCCUCCGGAGUGGCACAUGCUCCUGUCUGGGCUCCGGACAGCAGUGUCUCAGAGGUAGCCACGCUGCAGCUCGAGUUUCGUACUCUGAGUCGUGCCUCAGGGGACUCACAGUUUGAAGUUGGGCACAGUUGUCUCAGAGGUGGCCAGCUCCAAACAGAUGGCUUCCUUCAGCUGCACAAGACGCGAGAGCAUGUCGUGCUCACUAUUCCACCUUGUUUCCACGUCUUGAAUAAGUUCCAGAACUGA